Messenger RNA from Hordeum vulgare subsp. vulgare (domesticated barley), 644 nucleotides. Its product is annotated as zinc finger protein ZAT7-like. Bases 125 to 520 code for a protein of 131 amino acids. The record is from RefSeq and is a predicted model, not a curated record. Lineage: Eukaryota; Viridiplantae; Streptophyta; Magnoliopsida; Poales; Poaceae. The transcript has a single exon.
UCUGCUGAAAUCUCAAUCCACUCGUGCCUGGCUAGCUAAGAUCCUUCCCGCUUCCAGUAGUCCAUCUGCUUCCACAGAUCCCUCGUCUCCUUGCUCUUCCAGACUUCGACUUGUACGAACGUCCAUGAAGCAAGCAGCGGCAGACCGGGCCGUGCCCCUCUCCCUCUCGCUCUCCCUUGGCGUCCUAGCCAACUUCAACAAGAAGAUGCGCCGCGCCGCCGCCCCCGGUGGGGAUGAGUUCGUGUGCAAGACGUGCGGCCGAUCGUUCCCGACGUUCCAGGCGCUGGGUGGCCACCGGACCAGCCACCUGCGCGGACGCCACGGGCUGGCGCUCGCCCUCACCACCGGCGAUCACUACUACUCCGUCAAGCCCAAGAGUACUACGGAUCAGAAGCAGGAGCACCGGUGCAACAUCUGCGGCCAAGAGUUCGAGACGGGGCAGGCGCUCGGCGGACACAUGCGCCGGCACCGCGACGAGACGCCGCAGUCGCUGCCCGUUCUGCUCCAGCUCUUUGUCUAGACUGAUUUGGGUAGUUCUUCUAGUGCAGAGUUCCUGGCAUGCGUAUGCAUGCACACUUGUAGACGUACUUACUCCCUUCAUUCCUAAAUAUAAGUCUUUCUAAAGGUUUUACUAGUAAACUACA